UUGGAAACAGAUUCCUGAAAACAAAAACAAUAGUUGUUACAAGUCCCACCCAAUCUGCGCUUGGAUUGGAUAGAUGUAUAUCGGUACCUGAGCUAGGAUUGGAUAGUAUUGUCCAAUUGGAGCACGGCUUGAGGAAGAAGUUUGGCGGGAAAGGUUUACUAAGAUUAUUUCCUGAGCAUUCUGCUUGUUCCUGUUGAAGAUAAUGUCGAAUCUUUCAAUCAUUGCAGCUCAUUUCACAGUUUCAAGUUGUGUUGCUUGUCCUCCAAACGUCCCCACGGUUGUUCUUCUGCACAGCUUCUGUCCAAACCCUAAUACUGUCACCAGCUGGAACUGCAGCUCUGCUCUUCAGACCUCGUUCAGUUUGUCCUGUGUGAUGUAACAAAGAUGGCCUCAGUGCAUCAGCGCCUCCACAUGGUCACACUGCACGGUGACCUGCUUAUCUUUCAGUGCAAGUAUCCCAGCUCAAGAGGCUCUGAGAUCAUUUUCUGGCGGAUGUCCUUCGCCCGAGACUCGGCCACCUUCAUAAAUGAGGACGAUAAAAUAACCCCUAUGUACGAAAACACCUCCAGAGCAGUCAGUAUUGUUCACUGCACUGCUGCCAUCAACUUAAAAACGAGGCAGAGAGCCGUGUGCAUUUUGCUGAGGCUUCACCGGAAGGCAUCUCAAGGGUUUAAAUACAUGCUUUACUCUUUAAGCAGUAGAACCAGUGCAAAACUACAUGUGGAAUUUUCAUUGCCUUAUGAGAUGGGCAAGGAUGUCUCAAUUUUCCAUGGACCCACUCUAGUGUGGCGUCACGAGGACAUGGUCUUUUACACGUCUGCAGAAACUGGCAGCGUGAAGGAAGUCCCAAUACGUCUGAAGGUCAAUUUUCUUGGCGAGUUUCCCCUUCCACAAAGACCAUUAGCAGUUCUUGGUUUGCAAAAGAUGACCGAAGAGGGAAAUGACGGGGAAGAUAAAACUGUUCUUUACUUCUUAGACGAUGGAAGGACUUUUAGUGCUGAUUGUCUUUUACCCAGUGCCUACAGUUCGGUUGUUCGAUGUAUGCUGGUGGUUUCAGCCAAGGAAGUAGCUGGAUCUCUGAGAUCUUCUGUUGUAGCUGCCACUUGUAGGAGACAACUGGUUUGGUUUGAAAAUGGACUUCCAGAAGAAGUGUGUCUUCUUCCGUACGAAGAGCCCCGAAGCGUUCGGACCGUUCACACAGGAAGCGGCUGCAUCCUCGUUGUCGUUUUCGAGCACGGGAAUGUCUGUGCUGUGUGGAAAGAUACCUUCAAGGUGGCUGCGUGCUGGACAGACGUACGACUUUUACUCGUGGAUGAUUUCCUUCAUGCAGGGUUUGAGCAGAUGUUGCUGCUUUUUGAGGACAUCGACUCAGCAGACAGAAUCCUGGGGAAAUUCCUCCUCACAGAUCUCUGUGGCAUCAGUUACUCCUGUGGAACAGCAGAGAGUGAAGAUGUCAAUCGGUGCGAGGACGCAGAGGAAAACGUAACUUUGACAAUUCAAGCACUAGACGCCAGACUCCAGAGCGGUUUGGUCUUCCUCCAGAACCUCCAGAGAGAUCUGCAUGUUAAAGAUCACGUCAUCCUGCAGUGUGUCUCUGCUCUCCAUGACCUUUUAUCCGACCAGAAGCACGUCGCAUCUCCUGCACUGCAGGAAGGUCUGGUGUCUCUGUUGGAUGAACAGAGCGAGGAGGACGAGUGCACGCCAUAUGUGAGGAGGGAAACGAACUCAGACGAGAGUCUUCUGAAAGUAGAGAGAGUUUGGCACAGAGUCGUUGGCCAGAGGCUUGUUUUUGGUGCACUUUUAUCUCUGACGAAUCAAAUGACAGAAUCUGAAAAUAUGAUCGCUGCCAUUAUAGCGACGCCCCCUAUGGUUCGGAGUGUGAAUAAAGUCAUUUUUUACCCUGAACCCCUGACGUCUGCUGCCCCUGGACCUCCCAAUGCUAAAAGGAGCAGGUUUCCUAGUGGUCCAGCCGUAAUCAUCACCACAGAUCUGGCCCCGUUACUCACCUCUGACCCCGUUAAGUGCUCUGUUCUGCUUAGCUUCUCUACCAGGGAAGCAGGGAGAACAUCUCAGCAUUGUCAGUUAGUACAUUUAGAUUUAAAAGGUGCACUGGAGGGCAAAUUUCAGCCCCGACUCUUCGAGGACUGCAGCAUUGACUCAGAUGAAUCCAGGGAGGAUCUGCUGAGUCUGAUGGCAGCGUUUGAGUCGUGGCAUUUUCACAUCAUAAGUACCGAUCACACCUUGGUGGACGUUUUGUGCUUUUUGGAGGAGAAAUUCAGAGCUAAAAGAAUAAAAAUCAGUCUACAGUAUUUGCUGUGUUCCAGUCCACUGUCCGGCACGAUGCUUCUCCACUGGAAACCCUGCAGCUCCUUCCAUGGAAUGCUGGAUGUCUGUUGUAGCGAUCAGCUGGGCUUGCUUCAUUUCCUGGAUAUUUUGUGCAACUUCCUUCCUGUUUCUCAUUGUAUUAAACUUAAAAAAUCUGGGAAGGACCGAAACAGAAGCCCCGCCCUGUCCAUGGAGCAUGAGAUUCGCACUACAAAAGAAGGCGUGGUCGCUCUAAUCCGUGGUGGUGUGGAAGACCCCAGUAGUGAUCUCUUUGUUCAUAUUAGUCGUGAGCAGUGGUUAAAAGAAAAGAGUGUUCAGCUCCCCCAGUUUGUGGAGAUAAAGCGUUAUCACCAGCUGGUACAGAGAGCGAUUAACCUUAAGAUGGCGAGCGAUGUUGCCAUGCUUGUGGGGGCGGAGCUUAAUGAGUAUUAAUCCUCAGUCAAAGGCUAUACUGCUCAUGUACAUCACACCACCACUUACACCACUCAUGUACAUCACACCACCACUUACACCACUCAUGUACAUCACACCACCACUUACACCACUCAUGUACAUCACACCACCACUUACACCACUCAUGUACAUCACACCACCACUUACACUACUGGUGUACAUCACACCACCACUUACACCACUCAUGUACAUCACACCACCACUUACACCACUCAUGUACAUCACACCACCACUUACACCACUCAUGUACAUCACACCACCACUUACACCACUGGUGUACAUCACACCACCACUUACACCACUCAUGUACAUCACACCACCACUUACACCACUGGUGUACAUCACAUCACCACUUACACCACUCAUGUACAUCACACCACCACUUACACCACUCAUGUACAUCACACCACCACUUACACCGCUCAUGUACAUCACAUCACCACUUACACCACUGGUGUACAUCACACCACCACUUACACCACUCAUGUACAUCACACCACCACUUACACCACUCAUGUACAUCACACCACCACUUACACCACUGGUGUACAUCACACCACCACUUACACCACUCAUGUACAUCACACCACCACUUACACCACUCAUGUACAUCACACCACCACUUACACCAAUUACAUUUAAGUAUCCAUAACACCUUCGUCUUGUAAAAGUCCUUAAAUUGCAGGUUUUCCAACUACAACGUAAACCAUGGUCAUGCUCCUAUGCUUUGGUUUUUGUUGUUAUGAUAAUUAUUAUUAUUAUUAAUGAAUUAACGCUGUUUAUUUAAAAUGUUUAUUAUACUGUAUGUUUGUAAUACGACAAUUUACCUUUCUUUUGCUAUAAGUAAAUGAACAUGUGUGCA
Tachysurus fulvidraco (yellow catfish) is the source of this 3640-nucleotide messenger RNA. RefSeq names its product FA complementation group B (gene fancb). The transcript has 9 exons. Gene Ontology annotation, biological process: replication-born double-strand break repair via sister chromatid exchange; interstrand cross-link repair; positive regulation of double-strand break repair via homologous recombination. Lineage: Eukaryota; Metazoa; Chordata; Actinopteri; Siluriformes; Bagridae. The record is from RefSeq and is a predicted model, not a curated record. The coding region runs from base 385 to 2757 and encodes 790 amino acids. Gene Ontology annotation, cellular component: Fanconi anaemia nuclear complex.